AUGAAGCCUGUGUUCCUAGCUACCCUCGCCUGCCUUUACGGCGCCGAGCUCGCCGCAUCCGCGGGAUCAUCUCUUAUCGCUCGGCUCAAGGCACGCCAUGACAUGGCUCACUGCAUCAUCGGCAAUGGACAAUUUCUCACCCACCCGGAGAACCCAUUUGGCUUCUUGGAGACUUGCUUCCGAGGUUCAGACUUUACCGCAGACGAACAGCACGUCGUGGAAGACUGCGUCGUCAACCAUCCCGAGAUUUUCGACAAACCGGAUGAUCCAUGGACGCCUAUGGAGCCGUGUUUUGAGGACGAGGAGGAAUUUGAGGACGAGCGCGUCGUUGAGCAUCGAGGUCGUUUCGAGAAAAGGGGCGACUUUUGA
Hirsutella rhossiliensis is the source of this 369-nucleotide messenger RNA. RefSeq lists its product as uncharacterized. The transcript has a single exon. Bases 1 to 369 code for a protein of 122 amino acids. Lineage: Eukaryota; Fungi; Ascomycota; Sordariomycetes; Hypocreales; Ophiocordycipitaceae. The record is from RefSeq and is a predicted model, not a curated record.